CUUGAAGAGACGUGUCCUCAAAAAGAGAAACAGAAUUAGAGAAAAAAAAAUAUCAAAGUUACCCAUUUUUACACAUUUUUUUUAUUUUUAUUUUUUUUGCAUCGUCGAUUCUAAAAGGGAGAACCCCACCCCAAGCUUUUUUGGUUUUUUUGUUUCUUUUUCGCAUCGUCUGCGUUUUACUGUCACUAGUUUUUGGAGCAGCUGACGGUUGUUUCUUUUUUUGCUCAAGUUUCUUUUCUCUUUUCAGGUUGAUCAGGUUCCCAUACAUCACUUUUGUUGUCUUGUCUGUUUUUUUUUACGAAUCCCCCACUAGUUCGAGUGUUUGCCAUGGCGCCCAUUUUGUUGAAGAUCAAGGGCAACAAGUCAUUUUCCCCAUUUUGCAACUUGGACUCGGAAGACGAACUUUCCAAGACUUGGCGUGUAUGCACCAAAGUGAAAGAUUCAUUGGAGAAUGGAUCUCGUUUGGAAAAUUUGUCUUGGCGUCUUUGGUUUGUUCACAACAUCCUCGUGGAUGGCGCAAAGAAAAAAUCGCAAUUUAAAAAGCUCUCGUCAGUAACCACCCGUAAACUCGAUAAAGAGAAAGGUCAACUGCAGCUUGGAGCCAAAACCAAUUACAGAGCAAAAGGACAACCAAUCAAUCAACAACAACAACAACAUGGUUCGCGCACUUCUCACGGAUCUUGCACGUCCUUGAAUGCCUCCUCGCAUUCACCACCUGCACCUGCACCAUCAUGUCCUUCCUCUUCUUCUUCUUCUUCCUCUCCCCCUCCUCCCCCUUCAGUAACGUCUACCAACGGCACUAGCAACCACCCGCAGACCAUACCACAGAAUGAUCCGAUGAUAUCUCAAUCUAGCCACCUUCAAGACCGAGACGAAUUACAUUAUCGCCGAUUCGUCCGUCAGCAACAACCAUGUCAGCAACAGGAACCACCACUACAGGCACGAACAAAGUCAUCUGUUUCCAUGCCACAUACGAAUGAAUCAUCCUCUGCAUCGGCUUCUAUACCUUUCAGUCAGCCUUCUUGCAGGCUCAGCAGCGAAUCUAAUUCUUGUUCUUCUUCUUCUAUUGCAAAGACGCCCACCGCCGUGACCUCUGCGACAUCGAAUCCAACGAACCAAUCGAAUCCAGAUAUCACUGUUGACCGUUCGUACCCUUCAGACAUGCCUGGUCGGCAGGUGACGGAAAAUUUUGUCCUUCACCAAUAUACGUCUGAUCAAGCAUGUGAUCAAGUUGUGGAACUGGAAGACAUCUUUGGCUCGUUUGGCGACAUGCAACAGUUUCUGAAUUCAGUUCCCGGAGAUGUUCCGGCAGUCGACAUGCAGCUUUACGAUAUGCUGCCAGACGACUGGAAUCACUUUUCCUCCCCUGUUCCCAACCAUUCCUUGCCUUCACAAAAUGGUCCCAUCCUUCAAUCCACCCCCGGGCCAACCUCCAUCCAUCAUCCCUAUCUCAACACGUACUCUGACGUGUAUCAGCCAAAUCCUCCCUUCAAUGCGUCUCUCACCAAUCUCGGUCAAUCUUUGCCCCAGACAUCGGCCCAGGGAUCUCAAACCGGACCUGUUCAGUCGCAACCGUCAUCUUACGAGAUAUCCUCCACCCGACCGUCCCCUUCUCCCACUCUGCCAUCGUCUUCUGUCUACCUAUCAACCAACCCCAACGGAUCCAUGAAUACGACGCCCUUGUCGGUAUCCAACGCAACCAAACCCGACGAUCCCAUGGUACUGGAUUCCAACUAUUCUUCCUUCUUUACUAUCCCGAAUGGUGCUUUGUAUAAUAAGCUUUUGGCCACGUUCCCACCGGAAAUGCUGCAAUCGGCUGAACGACUAUUAUCUUCCGGUAAUCUGUCGCACUUGGCCAUGACAAACGAAGCCUAUGCCGAUGCAUCACCAGCCCAAAUGACUUUGUCCACAGCAAGAGACAUGUCUCACGGCACAUCGCCUGGAUCGGACAAUCCCAACCCCAACAUGCAGUACGCAUUUCUCCCUCCAUCCGUAUCGCCCUCUUCCCACCCCAAACCGUCCUUCUCUUCUCACACCUCCGUAUCACAAUCGGUGCCUACUUCUCGAGCGACCAGUCCUUCCCCGGAUGGGCCGGACACCGUUCCUGGUACACGAAUCAUCAACAGCUCUCCAUCCGAAGGCAAGAAUCCCAUUUGCAGCAACUGUGGUACCUCCACCACGCCAUUAUGGAGACGAUCCACCGAGGAUGAAUUACUGUGUAAUGCUUGUGGAUUAUACCUGAAACUGCAUAAUGCGCCGAGACCGAGACAUUUGAAGCCUCAUACUAUGCGCAACAAAGACGGCCGACCAGGAACCGAGGAUGAAACGCCUGUCCAAACUGUAUGUUCAAACUGUGCCACGACCACCACUCCACUGUGGCGUCGCGAUAUCGAGGGAUCACCAUUGUGUAAUGCUUGUGGUUUGUAUCUGAAACUGCAUCAUGAGAAGCGGCCACUGUCGAUGAAAACAGACGUGAUCAAAAAGCGGCAACGCUGCGAAAACAGCACGCAUUCCAACGUGGCUCAAGCAGGCAUCAACAUCCUCAGCAUGAACGGCCACAGCGGUUCAUUGUCGUUGCAAAACAAGGGAAAACAAGUCAACAAAUCACGGUUUGCCAACCAUCACGGCAAGGAUUAUCGUUGUCAAGGGACGGAAUCCACCCAUCCAUCUACCAUGUGUUCCACGUUCACCCAACCUUUGCGACACACAUUCUCUACCAGUAACCCACCGUCCGGGUGGAUGGCAAGUACAGCCGCUUCCGGUUAUUUGUCAUGAAUGAUGUCUGCCAAAACAAACAAGCAAAGCCAGAAAAAAAUUCAAAAACAUUAGCGCAUCCCCACAUUUACAAUAGUCAUUCUCGGGAUAUUGCCAUGCUGCCCGACCCUUUUUUUUUUUUGUUUAAUGUACACACCCAUUAUUAUCAUUCUAUUUCUCGCUUUACAUCAUGUUUAUUCCUUUCAGCACUGCUUCCAUAAAUCAUUUUCUCGCCAUGUUUCUGCCAUUGUCAUCAGCAUGAUCAAGAUCAUGAUCAUAUUUGCAAUGAAACGAGGCGGAUGGAUGGCACAACUUCUUCAGUGGGCCUCAAUUUGCACUAGAUGAUGCAUAUGGAACGCCUCCGGCAAGCGGAUCAUGGUCGGUCUUUCUGCAAAUAAAGCUUCUUCCAUGACAAAUGCCUGAAACUUUUAGCCAGCCAAAUGGAGUCUGUCAUUGGUGGAAGAAAGGA
Messenger RNA from Radiomyces spectabilis, 3223 nucleotides. RefSeq lists its product as uncharacterized. Gene Ontology annotation, biological process: negative regulation of transcription by RNA polymerase II; positive regulation of transcription by RNA polymerase II. The record is from RefSeq and is a predicted model, not a curated record. NCBI's taxonomy places the organism in Eukaryota, Fungi, Mucoromycota, Mucoromycetes, Mucorales, Radiomycetaceae. Gene Ontology annotation, molecular function: DNA-binding transcription factor activity, RNA polymerase II-specific; zinc ion binding; RNA polymerase II cis-regulatory region sequence-specific DNA binding. The transcript has 4 exons. The coding region runs from base 328 to 2775 and encodes 815 amino acids.